Molecule: messenger RNA, 616 nt
Organism: Trematosphaeria pertusa
Lineage: Eukaryota; Fungi; Ascomycota; Dothideomycetes; Pleosporales; Trematosphaeriaceae
Exons: 2
Coding region: 171-512 (113 amino acids)
Source: RefSeq, a predicted model, not a curated record
UUGUACAGUAGCCCUCCUGCAACCUGCAAGCUAAUCUGUGCGGCUGCAGCGCGCCAGGCCGCAUAGUUCCAGAACCUUACUGCCCUCUCCAAGCGUCGAAACGUGCGACGGUACGGCAGCUUUGUUCAGCGCCCGCCAUCCCGGACGGCUAGCAGCACGACCGAAGCUCGAUGCCUCGACGCCGCCGUGUCGCAGCAGCGCCUCAGUUGCACCCUGGGUUUGCGAUUGCCCUACAACAGGCUAGCCGCGUUUCCUUUUCCAUCCCUAGACGCCUGGGCAUUGAAACUGAGCCUGUGGAUCGAUGGGCAUGUGGCUCCGCCUUUCCGCUCGAUGCAGGGGAGUUGGUACCGGUGGUGGGUGCGUGGAGGUCGGUACAUAAUGGGCGUGGUGGCCCCAUCUGUCAGCCAUUGCCGGCGCGCGUCAUCUGCUCACGAAACAUACAAUUAUCUACUGAUUUAUUCUGGUGGUCUACGAACGCAGUAUACGGUCCGCGAGGGAUGACGACCUGCUGAUUGCCUGCGCCAUCAUACUCGUACUGAAGGCGUCUUUGAGAAAACGCGUUGCUCCUUCAGUUCAGCGAACGUCCUGCGAAAGGACCCGAGCAGGGUUGUUACCC